Messenger RNA from Solanum tuberosum (potato), 1025 nucleotides. RefSeq names its product ras-related protein RABF2a. The record is from RefSeq and is a predicted model, not a curated record. Bases 200 to 802 code for a protein of 200 amino acids. Gene Ontology annotation, molecular function: GTP binding; GTPase activity. The transcript has 7 exons. Lineage: Eukaryota; Viridiplantae; Streptophyta; Magnoliopsida; Solanales; Solanaceae.
UUUUCUUCAUCAUUAUUCAUCAACAAGAGAGAGAAACAACUUUGGUUGAGUGUCCCUUUUUUUUUUGCAAUUUCUUGACGUCAACCCUUCUUCUUCCUCUUUCCGUCUUUGUGAAGUCUAAAUUCUGAUCAGAACCCUAAUCGAUUGUAAAUCUUCAAAAAAUCACUUUCCGCUUUCCCAAUUUCGAUCAAUCAUAGCUAUGGCGACCAGUGGAAACAAAAAUAUGAACGCCAAAUUGGUGCUCCUUGGAGAUGUUGGAGCUGGAAAGUCUAGUCUAGUUCUGCGUUUUGUUAAAGGACAAUUUAUUGAAUUUCAGGAAUCAACCAUAGGUGCUGCAUUUUUCUCCCAAACAGUAGCAGUAAAUGAUGCAACUGUAAAAUUUGAAAUAUGGGAUACAGCAGGCCAAGAGAGAUACCACAGUCUAGCUCCAAUGUAUUACAGAGGAGCUGCAGCUGCUAUAAUUGUUUAUGAUAUAACAAAUCAAGCAUCAUUUGAUAGAGCAAAAAAAUGGGUUCAGGAGCUUCAAGCACAAGGUAAUCCAAAUAUGGUGAUGGCACUUGCCGGAAAUAAAGCCGAUUUGUUAGAUGCAAGAAAAGUGGCUGCUGAGGAAGCACAAACAUAUGCGGAGGAGAAUGGUCUGUUCUUCAUGGAAACAUCUGCAAAAACUGCAUCUAAUGUUAAUGACGUUUUCUCUGAAAUAGCGAAGAGACUGCCUCGGCUUCAGCCAGCACAAAAUCCAUCUGGGAUGGUUCUUAUGGAUAGGCCUGCUCAAACACCGGCUGCUGGUUCUUGUUGCUCUUAAAUCGCUGCUGGUGCUUUUCAUCUCAAUGUUGUUUUUGCUUAAUUUGUUUUUGCUGAUUGUUAGAGUUCGUUGUGCCCAUGGUCCAUCACUGUACAGAUUUCAUGGAAAAAAAAAUCAAUGUGCUGAACUCUUUUCUAUGGAUCCUCCUAAUGUAAUGAGAUUCUGUGACAUGCUUCAGUAUGCUAUUAAACAAUAUAUGCAUCAUAUAACUAUUUAAUAUUCA